Lodderomyces margitis is the source of this 663-nucleotide messenger RNA. RefSeq lists its product as uncharacterized. The record is from RefSeq and is a predicted model, not a curated record. Lineage: Eukaryota; Fungi; Ascomycota; Pichiomycetes; Serinales; Debaryomycetaceae. Bases 1 to 663 code for a protein of 220 amino acids. The transcript has a single exon.
AUGGUUUCACCAAAAAUAAGUGCAUUGCUUCUAUUCACUUUGAGUGCAUUACUAUCAAAAGCAAAUGCCGAAGAUACAACUUCCUAUGAUGGCACCACAGUAGUGACUGUGACUCCUCAAGCCACUUCUACUACUACCGUACCACAAGUAGUUGAACAAAAUGGUGUUGUUUACAUUUGGACUAAUGAGCAAGGUGUAUUGACCACCACCACUGUAUUUACCCAAACCACCACCUUAGCUGAAGCUGAAGCCACCCCGACUGAUGAUACUACUUCAACUGGUGACAGCACUACCCCAACUAGUGAUCCUUCGAAUAGCUCUCCUGUUGCUGUAUCAACUUCUCCAACUACCACCUCAUCUAUAUCAACAUCUUCUGGUGCACCACCAACAUCUUCUACUCCACAAGAGACAGGUGAAAGUUCUUCCACUGCGACAGACAACAAUUCAUCUGUACAAAAGACCUCGUCAUCUGCUCCCGAUAGUUCAUCUGCUCCAGGUGCUUCAUCAACCACAGUUGCACCUGGAAGUGUCAUUGUUAUCCCAACCGAUGUUCCAGAAGGAGAUUAUUCAACCUCAACCGUAACUUCUGAAACUGUAUUGGACAAUGGAUCAACCGCAGUCUUGGAAUUGGUUGUAUUGUACACUGCUGUCUGUUCUGCCUAA